Solanum verrucosum is the source of this 1336-nucleotide messenger RNA. RefSeq names its product PRA1 family protein F2-like. Bases 134 to 781 code for a protein of 215 amino acids. Gene Ontology annotation, biological process: vesicle-mediated transport. Lineage: Eukaryota; Viridiplantae; Streptophyta; Magnoliopsida; Solanales; Solanaceae. Gene Ontology annotation, cellular component: Golgi apparatus; endoplasmic reticulum. The record is from RefSeq and is a predicted model, not a curated record. The transcript has 2 exons.
CUGUCUUCCACGUCCAUUGUUGAAGCUUCCAAUUUCUUUUAAGGUAUAAAAGGGGAGAAGAAAUUCUGAACAAGGAGAAUAUUCUGAAUCUAACAUUCAUCAUCUGAAUCCUUCUCCCCUCCAAUACUAAUUCAUGGCAAUUUCUGCAAAUCUUUCCAAUUAUGGUACCCUUCCAACUUCUACCCCACCAGCAUCACCACAAACCACCCCUCAUUCCGCCAGAAAACCACCUCGUCCACCGUUACCACGACCACCACAACCACAGCCGCCGCGGCCAUCGACGGUCACCAGAUCCGACAUGGCUACACGCCGUUCAUGGCGUGUGUUCUUUGACUACACCAUUAUCUCUCUUCCUUAUAACUAUUCUGAAGCGAUUACCCGGGUGAGGAGGAACCUUAAUUAUUUCCGUGUCAAUUACGUUAUGGUAAUCCUUGUUAUUCUAUUCCUCAGCCUUGUUUACCACCCUAUCUCUAUGAUUGUCUUUUUGGCUAUUUCUGUAGCUUGGUUGUACUAUUUCCGUGAAGAAGCGAUUGUAAUUUCGGGAACCCAAUUGGAUGAUCGGCUUGUUUUGGUUGGGUUAGGAUUGGUUACUGUUGUUGCCUUGGCGCUUACUCAUGUGGGUCUCAAUGUUUUGGUUGCUUUGAUUAUUGGGUUUUUCGUUUUGGGAAUUCAUGGGGCGUUAAGGGGAACUGAGGAUUUGUUUUUGGAUGAGAAUGAGGCUGCCGAAGGUGGGUUGCUUUCGGUUGUCAGUGAGGAACAAAUCAGGCCUAGUUAUAGGUAGUGGAUUUUGAUUUGUUGCAGUUUCAAAUUAUAUGGGAAAUUUGAAAGAACAGAUUUUGUUAAUUGUUCUUGGAUUACAUUGGGCGAAAUGUGGGUACUGGAGAUCUUUUGUUGAUAAUUUGGCUUAUUUCUGGUGCUGAGUUUGGGUGAAGUAGUGGUUGGAAAGUGUAAUGUGUGAAGGAACAUUUCUAAUUUUAGAGCAGAUUUGUUGCUUGGAGGUGUCUGUCUGCCUAAAGAUCGUUAAAGGUUGCCAGUAUUUUGUUCGACUGCAGAUAGCAGAGGAAUAUUCACAUUGUCAUAACAAUCAACAAUCUGCUACUUGACAUUAAGGUAACCUUGUUCAAAUCCUGCUCCGUUUGUGUCAAGCUUCUGGAAAGUGUUAGUGUCCAAGUGAAAUAUAAUCCCCCUGACAUUACGUUGCUGUAUUCCAAGACUAUUUUAACUGUCGUUAUAGCUCCUGUGGCUGUAUUUUUACAUUUAAUAUUUACCUGCAUAAAUGUUUUCACUUGUUGCAAUAAUAAUCUUUUGUAUUGAAUAGUUACGAAUAGUUGUGCUA